GCUCCUGGCAUUACGAUAAAGCCCAUAGAGCGUUCCAAGGUGCCGCCCGCGGCCCCCGGGGAGGGCGACGGCGCGGAGGAGCCGCGACGGCGGGAGUUUCAGGAGCAGCCCGGCGGGGAUUCGACCGAGGGCAUGUCCGCCGAGAGGGCCAUCCUGGCCUUCCUGGAGAUGCAGAAGAGAAAAAAGGCCAAAGCUGCGGAGAGGGAGGCGGAAGAGCAGAGGCAAAAGCGAGAAAAGAAGAAGUUAAAGAAGGCACAUGUACAAGCGGAUCGGGACAACCGGCGCGAAGACGAUGAUGAUGACGAGGAAGAGGAGGACGACGCCCAGGCCCACGACAGAGAGGAACACCGGCGGGAGAAGCACAGCAAGGAGAAGGGCCCAGUCAUGGUCGUGGAGAGCGUGAAGGGGAAGGUGUCCACCGCGAACAAAGGCAUGACCGACGCGGACCUGGAAAGGCGGUUCCUGGCCCAGGAGAGGCAGGACAGGGGAUCACUGAUGACGGAGGAGCAGGUCCUCCGGAUGAUCCGGCGCGAGAAGACGGAGCGGCCCGCGGCGGGGUCCGCGUCGCGCCGCAUCCAGAAGGAGCUGGCCGAGUGGGAGGCCGCCAAGGUGCAGCAGCGCGCGAGGGUAAAGAGCCCUACCCGCUUCGAGCGCAUGGUGGUGGCCCGGAGGUGA
This is a messenger RNA of Prorocentrum cordatum, 675 nucleotides long. The record is from the annotation of a GenBank genome assembly. Lineage: Eukaryota; Dinophyceae; Prorocentrales; Prorocentraceae.